Molecule: messenger RNA, 1425 nt
Organism: Dromiciops gliroides (monito del monte)
Lineage: Eukaryota; Metazoa; Chordata; Mammalia; Microbiotheria; Microbiotheriidae
Gene: PNOC
Product: prepronociceptin
Exons: 5
Coding region: 347-919 (190 amino acids)
Biological process (GO): neuropeptide signaling pathway; chemical synaptic transmission; sensory perception
Cellular component (GO): dendrite; axon terminus; plasma membrane
Molecular function (GO): opioid receptor binding
Source: RefSeq, a predicted model, not a curated record
UUUCCCAGUCAAAGAGGCUGUUCUUGCAGCCUCAAGGAGACUCACAGGCUCGGGGUCUGCAUUGUCACUAGGGGGAUUUUACGUCCAGUCAGUGACUGACUUGGCAGGGCUUAACUUUAGUUAUUAUAGCACCUCUGGAAGAGGGAGAUAAAGCAGAAAAGCAGCUGUUGCAAUCUUGACUAAACAGGGCUCUGGUAAAGCAAGCUUGAAAAUGGACUAUUGAAGAGGUUGGGAUGUCACAGGUUUGAUUGCAGAAUGUGACAGAGACACAGCAUAACGGAGCCACAUAACAGAGAGAGCCCAGCUACUGACAGCAUUCAGUAGCUCCCUUCCUGCCUCCAACAUCAUGAAAACCCUGCUCUGUGAUCUCCUGUUGCUGGGCCUCUUCUCCAACGUUUUCAGCGACUGUCAGAAGGAUUGUUUGACAUGUAGAGAAAAGCUUCACCCUUCCCGGGACAACUUCAAUGUUAAUGAAUGUGUCACAGAUUGUGAAGGACAAGACUUCCUUAGCCCUUUCUGGGCCCCUUGCACCAAGGCCAUGAAUAAGGGGCCCUGGCAGCUCAGCUUGGCCAGCAAGGACAAGGCUAUGGCAUCCGUUUACCAGCCACAGGUGAUGGAGGUACAAGGUCUGAGCCAAAUGGAGGGCAAGAACCGCGUGUCCCGUGUCAGAAGCCUUUUCCAUGCCCAGGAACAAGAGGCAGAAGAAGGCUUGGGUGAGGCAGGGGAAGAGAUGCAGAAGAAGUUGCAGAAACGGUUUGGGGGCUUCACCGGGGCACGGAAAUCUGCCCGGAAGUUGGCCAACCAGAAGAGGUUCAGUGAAUUUAUGAGGCAGUACCUAGUCAUGAGCAUGCAUGCCAGUGAGCACCAACGUCAUGGCCUGGCUCCAGGACGCAACCUGCAUCAGAAUGGCAACGCAUAGCCCGAAGGGGAGGCCUCUCCCAGCUGCACUGUCCACUUCAACCCAUGAGUGUCCGAGUGUUCCCACACACAGCAUGUCUCCAGCCCCAGACCAACUGCAGGGAAUCGGGAUUCCUUCAUCCCCAUGGCUCUGGUCAUCCUGUAGGCCCUUGAUGAGGGGUCUGGAUCAACUUCUGCUCCCUGAGCUAGCGGGUGCCGUCAUGGUUUGGUUCGAUAUGUUUCUGUUUCUUCAUGAGCACCUCUGCUGCCCUCAUCCCUCGGGAGAAGCGGAUUUUUGUAAUUCCUAAAAGGAGGAUGAAGUUGAAACAUGGACACAGCCCUGCCCUGCCUUGCCCCGUCCCCUCCAGCCUGCCUCUCCUCAGGGGAAGGUUGGAAAAAUGUGACCGAUCCAGUCAAAGCCUGGGAUUUUGACCUGCUGCUACCAUCACUUAUUUGUUAAAGAUCUGUUCUUUUUCAUUGUUUCCGACAAAUGUUUCUGCAUUAAACUUCUACAGAGCAAAUGGUUAA